AUGUCGUCGCAAAACUGUCGCACGAAAACUCACGUGGCCCCCUCUAGCCCCACGCCGAUUCUUCGUUCUUUGCUACCAGUUCCUCCAAGGAUCAGGUCUAUGACCAGGUAUUGGAACAAGCACAAGGGCUGGUCACUGGCCAACGAAAUUGGCAACCUUGCCAAUGUAGCGUCUCUACUAUGGCACGCCUACGCGUCGCUCCCAAAACCGUCCUCGGCCGUGAAUUGGGCAGGCUUCUACGUUCGCGAUGAUCUUUUCCCUCUCCUAGCCUCGCCGAAGAGGUCCAACAGUAUUUCCGGUCUGACAACCACCACGAUCACCACAAGCUACGCCUCCCAUGACGACAGGAAGCUUCUACUAGGACCUUUCCAGGGAAGGCCGGCCUGCCAGGAAAUCAAAUUUGGACGGGGCGUGUGUGGAACGGCAGCUGCAAAAAAGGAAACCGUAGUGGUGCCUGACGUCUUGGAAUUUCCGGGCCACAUAGCCUGCGACGCUGAUAGCCGGAGUGAAAUUGUGGUGCCUAUCAUAUUCGAGGGCGAGACUGUCGCGAUCAUUGAUAUCGACUGCACUGAGCCCGCUGGAUUCGACGAGACAGACCAAAGAUAUCUCGAACGGCUCGCCCAGCUGCUGUCGGAGAACUUUGAUGCAACCAAACGAUAUGCGAAUUGGCCAAUCAGCGCCAACAAGCCGCGGCUGAAGCAUCCCCCGCCGCCUAUUGGCUGGCACGGCCCACUUGUAACGACCCUGCAACGGAUAGAUUACAAUACCGGAUUUACACGAUCAAUACGCCCCCUUCACCAACUCGCCUGCUUUAAAACGGCUCUCAUCGCCGCCACGUCCCUCCUCUUCUUCUCUUUUUCUUCUUCACUCCUCCCCUCACCACUAUCCGCAGUGGGCAGUCUCUUCUCUCUCUCCACAAUCCAAUCUACAUGGUCAGCGGUUCCUCCGGAGUCCCCUGUCCCACCAUGGCCUACUGCGUCUUCUUCCAGCCUCAGCAGCGUGCUGUCUAGACCCCAACAGGACGACAGUCACGAACAAACCAAUUCUAUCUUUGAUUUUUCUUUUGAGCAUAAUUCUUUUCCGUCUUCGUCUGCUUCGUCUUCAUCUCCUACCGUUCCCUUAGCCGACUUCAGUUCAUCGUCACUAUGGGAAGCCUCCUGCCAAGUGGAAUCGCUUGAUCAACUAGCUGGUAUCUUGGAGUUGGACUUUCUCUUAGCAGAUCCUACUUCGGGGCUUGGCUCUACGCAUUCUCAAUACCCAGGGCCUUCUGUUGCUACCCAGCAGCAGUCUUUUGACUUGUCGCUUGCCUUUGGUGAUCAUGGUCACCCUUCUUCCUCAUACUCUCCCGGGAAUAUGACGGAAGGAGGAAAUGCCUUGAACAUGGACAUGAACGCCUUCUAUUCUACAAAUACCUCUACUGUCUCCGCUACUUCUACUGCUGCUCCCACGACUACAAACAUUGCCGUGUCGCCUUUGUCUAUGACGUCCCUUCCUUCGCAAGAGUAUCAUCAUCAACAACAUCAGCCAUUUCUAGCUCCAAAACCACGCACUCCUCCAUCAUCGUCGUCGUCGUCUUUUUCCUCUCCUGCAUCCAGCAACGCGACCACUAUCGCUGUCAAAUCAAACAAGAAUACACAGAGCACAUCACGUAAGCGAUCGCGUGCAACAGCAACAGCAGAGUCCGCAAGCGUCGAUCUCUCCAGUAACAACAGUGCACAAGAUUCAGAAGAGGAGCGCAUUGUCGAGAAGCGCCGUCGUAAUACGAUGGCAGCUCGACGAUUCCGCAAACGAAAGCAAGACCACGUUGAAGAUUUGGAGUCGCAGUUGUCGACGAUGACUAAGGAAAGGGAUGAUCUUAAGUUGCAGGUUGCGAAAUGGGAAGGUGAAGUGAUGGCGUUGAGGAAGUUGUUGGACAUGAAGAAGUAG
This is a messenger RNA of Talaromyces atroroseus, 1926 nucleotides long. RefSeq lists its product as hypothetical. The transcript is spliced from 5 exons. The record is from RefSeq and is a predicted model, not a curated record. Gene Ontology annotation, biological process: regulation of DNA-templated transcription. Gene Ontology annotation, cellular component: cytosol. Lineage: Eukaryota; Fungi; Ascomycota; Eurotiomycetes; Eurotiales; Trichocomaceae. Bases 1 to 1926 code for a protein of 641 amino acids. Gene Ontology annotation, molecular function: DNA-binding transcription factor activity; protein binding; L-methionine (R)-S-oxide reductase activity.